AGAGAAAGAGCGAGGAGGAGGAAAUUUGGAGAGAGAUAAAGACAGAGAACGGCGAGAUUAAGAGUGAUAAGGCUGAGAAAGAGGAGACGAGAGAGUGGAGCUGUAUCCUCAGCACGCCUGACUGAUCCAGCACAGAUCAUGUUUUCGGAGCACCUGACCUGCGGUUGGCUGCGGCAGCUGCUCGUCGUACUCGUGAAGCUUUGCCUCACCUGUGCCGGACCUUUGAGACCAAACAAUGGGACAGAAUGCACGGCCAAGACCCCGGCUUCCUACAUCCUGGUCUUCACGGGUCACUGGACUCCUCAGGCCUUCCCAAAGCAGUAUCCACUCUUCAGACCCCCAGCACAGUGGUCCAAGCUCAUCGCGGUCAGCCAUAAUCGCCAUUUUCAGCUCUGGGAGGAGGGCGCUCCAGCCAGCGUCGGGGUGCAGAGCUUUGCUGAACUUGGGGUGACGGUGGAGAUGAUGAAGACGGCCAAAGAGGCCAGGAAGAAACGCAUGGUUGGUGCCAUGUACCGAACAGCUGGCAUCCCCAACGGCAUUGGACACAGCUCCACAGAAAUGGUCGUGCACCCCCGGAACUCGCUGGUGUCCCUGAUGGUGAAGCUGAUCCCCAGCCCUGACUGGUUUGUCGGAGUGGAUAGCCUCAGUCUCUGUGACGGCAACCAGUGGAAACAGGAAGUGACAGUUGACCUCCAGCCUUACGAUGCCGGCACUGACAGCGGAUUUACUUUCUCGUCACCGAACUUCCCAACCAGCCCACCGGAGAACAUCACCAAGAUCACGUCUCAGAUGCCAAACCAUCCGGCCAACUCCUUCUACUAUCCUCGCUUAAAGGAGCUUCCACCUAUCGCCAGCAUAAAGUUCACUCGACAGAUCCGAUCGCCGGACCGUCAGGCCCCAAUAUCCAAUCACAUCCUGCCGAACUCCAUCAGCCCACAGCGCUUCUCAGCAACACCACUGGACUGCGAAGUGUCUCUCUGGUCCUCUUGGGGUCUGUGUUUGGGUCCCUGCUCCAGAGGGGGCGUUCGCCAUCGCACACGAUACAUCCUUUUGAGGCCGGCCAACGCUGGCACCCCCUGCCCUGAGCUGGAGGAGCAGGCUGAAUGUGUACCACACAGCUGCAUGAGGCGCCAGUAACGCCGCCGAGCGUCCCAGCACACGCUGUGCCAGUACGCAACACUGGGACUUUCACGUUGUCACUGCUGGACUGAGAUACAUCGCUGCAUCUCGAGCAUGACCAUGCAAAGGAUUGUCUUGUCUUCAUUACAAUCGAAGUGUGGAAGCUUGGGAUGCACUGUAUUACCCGUGAAGACCAUUGGGUUUAGAGUAUAUACUCCUCUGGGUCCAUUGAUCAGCAGUAAUGAGAGGCUAAACUCAGACUGUGAUGAACAAAGACUGAGUGAAACAGCCACGACGUUUUGUUUUGUAAAGUGACUUUUAUAUACUAUUGUAGAUAGAGAAGAGGACAGGUGGGAGAAGAACCAUGAGAAAUGUCUUUGAGUUUUUUUUUUUUUUUCAAUGAUUUGUUCAUAACCACACAGAUGCGCAUUGAAAUUGUUGUGGCACACUAAAGUCACAAAUGCACAUCUUCAACAUGCUCGGCCUCGUACAUGAAUGCACACAUGUACAUGCUGAAAUCUCUACACAAAGGUCCUUGCACAUUCUGCAUACCUUUACAGGCGUGGAGGCAUUAGUUUACAUAGAUAACCUACACAUGCUUGGCACACGAAGCUCUUUUAAAAUAACCCCACACCCCAGUUUGGAAAUAUCACCUAAUAGCUCUUUUGGAGGUUAUAGCCCGUCUGAAGAAGAUGGCCAAAUUAUAACAAGAUGCAGGUUUCCCUAACAGGAUGAAAGAUUGUAUUUGUAUUAUUGUAUCUUUUUUUUAUAUUUGAGAUUUUGUACAUAUUGUAUGAUGUAUCUUAUCUUGUAUAACUCAUGAAUA
Salarias fasciatus (jewelled blenny) is the source of this 1945-nucleotide messenger RNA. It is a transcript of the gene spon2a, whose product is annotated as spondin 2a, extracellular matrix protein. Bases 139 to 1137 code for a protein of 332 amino acids. Gene Ontology annotation, cellular component: extracellular matrix. Gene Ontology annotation, biological process: cell adhesion. NCBI's taxonomy places the organism in Eukaryota, Metazoa, Chordata, Actinopteri, Blenniiformes, Blenniidae. The record is from RefSeq and is a predicted model, not a curated record. The transcript has 6 exons.